This is a messenger RNA of Artibeus jamaicensis (Jamaican fruit-eating bat), 390 nucleotides long. RefSeq names its product EBP like (gene EBPL). Gene Ontology annotation, molecular function: cholestenol delta-isomerase activity. Gene Ontology annotation, biological process: sterol metabolic process. The record is from RefSeq and is a predicted model, not a curated record. Gene Ontology annotation, cellular component: membrane; endoplasmic reticulum. Lineage: Eukaryota; Metazoa; Chordata; Mammalia; Chiroptera; Phyllostomidae.
CUUCACACUGGGAACGAAUAUGGCAAAGCUGAUGCAAGAUGGCUUAAUUUUGACCCAAUCAUCAUUGUGUCUUUGGAAAUUCCAACUGUUAUCCUGGAUGGGUCUCUGGCAUUGGUCCUCAUUCACACCAUAGUCAAGAAAUAUUACUGGCAUUUCACACAGAUUAUUCUCUCUGUAUGUGAAUUGUAUGGUGGGUGGAUGACCUGCUUCCUGGACUGGCUUAAGUGAAGCCCCAACUUCAACAAAAAUUGGCUCUACUUUUGGGUCUAUUUGCUAUUUUUCAAUAGUACAUGAGUUCUGAUACCAGGGGCUGUUAGUGUGCAGUUAAGGGUAGAACUCAAGAAAAUAUAUCACAAAGGAACCAACUUAGGGAAAAAGUUCCAGCUUUAG